Eutrema salsugineum is the source of this 1548-nucleotide messenger RNA. Its product is annotated as cytochrome P450 76A1. The coding region runs from base 1 to 1548 and encodes 515 amino acids. The transcript is spliced from 3 exons. Lineage: Eukaryota; Viridiplantae; Streptophyta; Magnoliopsida; Brassicales; Brassicaceae. The record is from RefSeq and is a predicted model, not a curated record. Gene Ontology annotation, molecular function: oxidoreductase activity, acting on paired donors, with incorporation or reduction of molecular oxygen; monooxygenase activity; iron ion binding.
AUGAUCAAACAAAUAACGAUGAACGAGUUGAUCGGAAUAUUUACAUCCAUUGCCCUCCUAAUAUACGUUACAUAUCUCCACCACACUAGACGUCGUACGAGACUACCUCCGGGACCAAACCCCUGGCCGGUGAUCGGUAACAUGUUCCAGCUCGCCGGUUCGCCGCCACACGACUCAUUGACUAAACUUUCGCGACGUCACGGACCAAUCAUGACUUUGCGGCUCGGGUCGAUGCUGACGGUAGUGAUCUCUUCGAGCCAAGUGGCUCGGGAGAUUUUCAAGAAGCACGACGCGGCUUUGGCCGGCCGGAAGAUUUACGAGGCCAUGAAAGGAGGCAAGAGUAGUGAAGGCUCGCUUAUCACGGCUCAAUACGGUGCGUAUUGGCGGAUGCUGCGGCGGCUCUGCACCACUCAGUUUUUUGUCACUCGCCGUCUUGAUGCUAUGAGUGACGUACGCUCCAAGUGUGUUGACCAAAUGCUCCGGUUUGUCGAGGAAGGUGGACAAAACGGUACAAAAACUAUCGACGUGGGGAGAUAUUUCUUCUUGAUGGCCUUUAAUCUCAUAGGAAACCUCAUGUUCUCGAGAGAUCUGCUCGAUCCCGACUCCAAAAGAGGCUCUGAGUUCUUUUACCACACCGGAAAAGUGAUGGAGUUCGCCGGAAAACCUAACGUUGCCGAUUUCUUCCCUUUACUAAGGUUUAUUGACCCACAAGGCAUCAGAAGAAAAACGCAAUUCCACGUGGAAAGCGCGUUUAAGAUCGCCGGAGAGUUUAUCAAAGAAAGAACGGAGGUUAGGGAGCGAGAAAUGAGCGACGAGAGGACGAAGGAUUACUUAGAUGUUCUUUUGGAGUUUCGUGGUGGCGAUGGAGACGAUGAAGAACCUUCUAGAUUCUCUGCAAGAGAUAUCAACGUUAUUGUUUUUGAAAUGUUUACGGCGGGAACGGACACGACAACGAGCACGUUGGAGUGGGCACUAGCGGAGCUUCUACACAACCCAAGAACCCUAACCAAACUCCAAACCGAACUCCGAACCUACUUCAAAUCCCCGAACCAAAAGCUCCAAGAAGAAGACCUCCCGAACCUACCCUAUCUCUCAGCGGUGAUCAUGGAAACCUUGAGGCUUCACCCACCACUUCCUUUCUUGGUCCCACACAAGGCCAUGUCCACGUGUCACAUUUUCAACCAGUACACUAUCCCCAAAGAAACACAAGUCUUGGUCAACGUUUGGGCCAUAGGCCGUGACCCUGAAACAUGGAUCGACCCGAUUCUGUUCAAACCCGAGAGAUUUAUAUCCGACCCGAAUCCUAGAGACUUCAAGGGACAGGAUUUCGAGUUCUUGCCGUUCGGGUCGGGUAGACGGAUGUGUCCGGCUUUGCCUUUGGCGUCACGGGUCUUGCCGUUAGCCAUUGGGUCGAUGGUGAGGUCGUUUGAUUGGGCCUUAGCUAAUGGGCUUAAUGCAGAGGAAAUGGAUAUGGGAGAAAGAAUUGGGAUUACACUGAAAAAAGCUGUUCCUUUGGAAGCGAUUCCCAUUCCUUACCGACAGCAUUAG